AUCCAUUCCAAUUAAUUAUACUUUUUUCACUAUAAAUAUCCAUGCAAUGUUUCCAGUUUGCUAAACUAACUGUUCAAAAUGAAAAUUCUUGCUGUAUCCUUAUUUGUGCUAUUUGCAAUCUACCAAGCUCAUGCAAGUGAGCUUGUUAGUGAUUUGGUGGAAAAUGAAAGCUCUGAUGGUGAAAAUGAAUUAAUAGAUUUAAAGGAACGUGCAAUUGAUGAAGAAAUGGAAAAUGAAAUAGCUAAGAGAUUCCUUGCUAAGCUCUUUAGCAACAAGAAAGGUAUAAGUAAAGCUCAAUGUGCACUUUGCGCUGUAGCCCCAGCAAGCAAAAGAUGUCAAAGAGUGAAAAAGUUGUGCAUGAUGAAACAUAAAAUUUUCAUUAUGCCUAAAAAAGUGUGAAAAAGUAUACAUGUCAAUGAAAUUGAGAUUUGAAUAAAUACUUUCAAACAUAUUUAAAAGCAAA
Dimorphilus gyrociliatus is the source of this 463-nucleotide messenger RNA. The record is from the annotation of a GenBank genome assembly. NCBI's taxonomy places the organism in Eukaryota, Metazoa, Annelida, Polychaeta, Dinophilidae.